This is a messenger RNA of Galleria mellonella (greater wax moth), 396 nucleotides long. RefSeq lists its product as uncharacterized. The transcript has 2 exons. The record is from RefSeq and is a predicted model, not a curated record. NCBI's taxonomy places the organism in Eukaryota, Metazoa, Arthropoda, Insecta, Lepidoptera, Pyralidae. Bases 44 to 286 code for a protein of 80 amino acids.
AUUCGAUUCGAUUAGUCGACAAAUAAUUUCAAAUUUAACAAAAAUGUACCGUCUGAUUUUUCUAUGCCUUCUCGCCUCAGUGAGCGCGGCCCCAGCUCCGAAGCCCGUAGUAGUCUACUCAAGCGGAGUACCAGCUGUGUACCACUCUCCCCUAGUGGCCCCUGCUCCCCUAGUACACGCUCCGGUGGUGCACCACGCUCCCGUGGUGUCCCAUGUCAGCGCCCUCUACCAUCAGCCGGUCGUGCCCGCUUACAGACCUACAAUAUUCGCUCCUCAUUUGUUCUAGAAAGUUCUUGACGCCUAAUACAAUCUUGUAAACUAAAUAUAUUUGGUUGAAUAUUUAAUGUGAAAGAAAUAUUUAUUUGUAAUUUGUUUUUUGGAAUAAAAAAUGUGUUU